Messenger RNA from Rubroshorea leprosula, 719 nucleotides. The record is from the annotation of a GenBank genome assembly. NCBI's taxonomy places the organism in Eukaryota, Viridiplantae, Streptophyta, Magnoliopsida, Malvales, Dipterocarpaceae.
CAAACCUAUUUCUUUUCUCUUAUUCUUGGCUCCAUGGUUUCUUCGAGUAACUCUAAAGCUUUAGCACCGGUGGAAUUUGGAAGAUACAAUUACCAUUAUGAAGGGCCUAGUCGAAUUUGCUUUUGUGGUUUGAAGGCACCAAGGAUCAUGUCCUGGAGUGAGAAGAAUCUUGGUUGGAGGUUUUUGGAUGCCCACGAUAUGAUCUUAUGGGCUAAGGAGGUUAUCUUGUGGCUGUACAAUAGUAAGAGAGAAUUGGAAAAUGAUUUGGAUGAUGUAAGAGAAAGGAUCAGAGCUCUUAAGGAUGUUGUGAAGUGUCGUGAAGAAAAUGGAGAGAAACAUAUUGAGGCAUUAGAGAAGAAGGUGGAUGACUUGCAGAUGAUGGUGACAUUAACAAUGGUGUAUGCUACAAAGCAGGAGAAAUGGAAGAAGUGUGGGAAAUUGUGUUUGGUUUUGACUGUUUUUCUUGCUUUUGUCUUGGCCUUUUUCCAGUUUAGUACUUGGGUUAAGGGUGUUGCCAGGAAGAGGGAUUUGAAAAGUGUUGGAGCUUGAGAAGCUUUAAAAUUGGGGAGACUUGUGUUCUGUGGGCAAUAUGUGGGCAAUAUUUGUGCAUGCAAUGCAACCACCAAAGGUAAACAGCAAAGCUGCAUUUACACCAAAGCUGCAUUUACACCAAAGCUGCAUUUGCACAAAAUUUGUCAAAAGAAAGAACUUGACCAGUU